Molecule: messenger RNA, 1801 nt
Organism: Xenia sp. Carnegie-2017
Lineage: Eukaryota; Metazoa; Cnidaria; Anthozoa; Malacalcyonacea; Xeniidae
Product: extracellular protease inhibitor 10-like
Exons: 5
Coding region: 525-1562 (345 amino acids)
Biological process (GO): multicellular organism development; cell differentiation
Molecular function (GO): protein binding
Source: RefSeq, a predicted model, not a curated record
UGACUAAAACUAUACUUCACUUAGGCACAAGACUUUGUGAUCAAUCAUUUAUAUGAAAAUCUUCUCAGACUAAAUCUCUUGGAAAUAAUUAAAGUUUAUUCCAGAAUUUUCGAAGAAGGAUGAAUUUGAAACCCACUUGCACCAUAUUGCAGACGUACACGACAAGGCUCCGAGAGACUCCGCGUGUUUAGAAAGAUUCUUGAGACACUGAUUGUGCGUCAACAUUUCUAUAUAUGUGAAUUGACGCUGCAUUUGGACGAAUCCGUUCGCAAUUACGGCAGCUGGAAAUUACAUUAGUGGUGUCAAGUUUUUCAAAAAACUACCGUUCGUCCUUACAACUCCCUGGAAUCUGUGGAAUUCACUUGUGUCGUAUGAAAACUGAUAGCGGCUAAGCUGCAACUUCAAACUGUCAAUGCCUGGCACUUGAGGAAGCAUCUUUUAUCGGUCCCGACCAGUUAAAAGGGCGCUAUUCAAGUAUUCUGUCCAUUCUUUCGUAGGUUCGCCAGUUGUGAACUGCCGACGUUAUGGGUGCAUAUAAUUUACUGGUGGCAGCUCUAGUGUUUUCAAUAGUCUCUUACCUCUUCAUCGUCAUAGAAGCAAAAGUAGGCGACAACCAGACUGAUGAUUGCUACAAACCAUGUAGAGUAAAAAGCAGUCCUGUUUGUGGUAAUGAUGGACGAAAUUAUACAACUGGAUGUCACUUCAGUGUAGCGCGCUGUCGAGCAAGAAAGAUUGGUCAAAGCCUGGUUGCAAUGCAAACAGGGUAUUGUCAAUCCAGUAAACCCAUAAGUCAGUGUCUCCUGAGCUGCACUGAUCUUAAAGCACCUGUCUGUGGAAGCGACACAAGGAUAUACAGGAACCUAUGUCUUUUUAAAAAAGCAAGAUGUGAGGCGAGGAAGAAAAAAAUGAAGCCACUUAGCAGAAGACCCUGUAAAAAGCAAACUCCCAAGUGUCGAUUGUUGUCAUCCUGUCCGAAAGUGAAACGGCCCGUCUGUGGUUCGGACAGCAAAACGUACCGGAAUAUUUGUUUCUUAAAAACGAAAAAUUGUCGACUCAAACGAGCAGCUAAAGGAAAACCGUUCAAGAAACUAAUUUUGAAACAUUGUGGUGCUUGUGGACGUCGGCGUCGAUUUCGGCAGUGGAGGACGCAAAAAUGUCCUGAAGUAAAGUUUUGUGAUCAGCUUUUAAGAGCUGCUGUGCGUCACGCUGAAACGAAAGGAAAUGGAAGACCCACAAAACUAAAGAAAGGACGCAAAAACAGCAAACCCCGUGUUCCACGUUUAAAGAAGAAGAAACUGUUGAAAAAAAAGAGCUCAAAGCAAGGGAGCUCAAAGAAAAGCAAAACCCUUCGGACAAAGCUGAAAACAAGAAUUCGUCCGAACGGCAAAAAAACGGGAAAGAUUGGUCCUAAGAAAUUAUUUCAAAUAUGCGGAUCUGAUGGCGUAACAUAUUCAAGUCUUUGUCACCUUCAGAUUGAGCAGUGCAAUAGGAUGAAUCGAUGUCAGCGGUUACAGAUGAAGCAUAAGGGAGCAUGCAAUAAACGACCCAGGAGAAGGAACUAGACGCAUCGUUUUCAACGUAAACAAUUUAUCUCUGUAUAAUCUGUUCAACGAAAUGUGCCAACAGAAAUGUGUUCAGACAUUUUUUCUGUGUAGUAUAAACGCAAGUUUUUAAUCUUUUUAUAUCUAGUGUGUAAAACGAACACGAUAAGUCGCGAAAAACAGUUUUAGAUAUAUUUACAAAUAUGAACGGCGGGUUUGAUUAUUACAAUGUUUUAUGAAAUAAAUGUAUCACCCCACGA